Messenger RNA from Candida albicans SC5314, 1191 nucleotides. It is a transcript of the gene NOP13, whose product is annotated as Nop13p. The transcript has a single exon. The record is from RefSeq and is a predicted model, not a curated record. Gene Ontology annotation, molecular function: RNA binding. The coding region runs from base 1 to 1191 and encodes 396 amino acids. NCBI's taxonomy places the organism in Eukaryota, Fungi, Ascomycota, Pichiomycetes, Serinales, Debaryomycetaceae.
AUGUCUGAUACUGAAGAACAUCUACAACAACAACAUGUCGACUCUAGAGAGUUAAAGAAGGAAAAAAAGAGUAAAAGCAAACUGAAAUCAAAAAUAUCUGAUUCUGAUGAAAUAGAAAUCGAUUUAAAUGCUCAAAUCCCACUUUCUAAAAAGCAACAACGUCAAUUGAAAAAGGGUAAAUUAGAUUUAGAAAAACUAGCCAGAAAGAACCCAUCACCUAAACCUGAAACUAGUACAAAUGACAACAACGAAAACUCUGAAGAUGCUUCUGGUGUGAAUCUGACAACAGUGACGUCAAAGAAAUCACCAUUUGGUGUUUGGAUCGGGAACUUAUCAUUUGACACCACAAGGGAAGAUUUGAUUCGGUUUAUAGUUGGUAAAACAACUACUCUGGAUCCAAAAAUAACUGAAGAAGAUAUAACUCGUGUUAACAUUCCGAAAAAGGGUAAUCAAAUCAAAGGGUUUGCAUAUGUUGAUGUACCUUCUUCGUCUCAUGUUGAAACUAUUGUUGGUCUUUCAGAAUCAAUUUUGAACGGGAGGAAAUUGUUAAUUAAAGAUGCUAAUUCCUUUGAAGGUCGUCCUGAACAAUCCAAAUCAGAUGCAACACAAAGUGGUGGAAUCAAUAGUUCAAACCCACCAAGUCGAAUUUUGUUUGUUGGUAACUUAUCAUUUGAUACAACUGAAGAUUUAUUGGAAGAACAUUUCAGACAUUGUGGGGAAAUAGUGAAAAUCAGAAUGGCCACUUUCCAAGACACAGGAAAAUGUAAAGGUUUUGCCUUUAUUGAUUUCAAAGAUGAAGAAGGUGCCACAACAGCAUUGAAAUCAAAAUUAACCAAAAUGUUAAUCAAUAGAAAAUUACGAAUGGAGUACGGAGAAGAUAGAUCUAAAAGAAGACCAAAAAGAGCCAACGAUUUUGGUGAUCAUAGUAAUAAUAAUAAUGAUAGCUAUAAAGAGAAUAAUAGAACUGUUAACGACAAACCUGAAUUUGAUUCCCUGAAUCAAAGAUUUGAUGGUAAUGAUUCUUAUGGUGAAAGAGAUAAUAAAAAGAGACAAUACCGUGAAAGAAAUGAUGGAUAUAAUAAGACCAACAAUUCCAACAAACGUAUGAAAUCUUCAGUUGCUCUAGCCUCGGCACAAAGAGCUAGUGUUGCAAUUGUCCCAUCAGCUGGUAAAAAGAUUAAGUUUGAUUAG